AUGUAUGGUGGACCACUAGAUUCAUCACAAGUCAAACCUGAAUUACAACCUACAGUACAAAAAAUUGAACAUUCGAUAGCUCCAUCUACUCAAAUGUUUCCAACUCAAGUGACUUUUUCAGGAAAUGGAAUGAUGGGCUCAAUGUUACCACCCUUUUCAAUUCCACAGUGUACAUCCAAGAUGCCACCUAGCUUUCCGCCAAGUAUUACUUCAUACAGCAGCCCUUUGCAAGUACCUUCAAUGCAUCAAGGAGUACCUAUCAGCGCAAACACGCCAGUCAACACUCAACCAACAGUUCUAGGAACACCCAUGUCAGCUCAACUUCCUGUUUCAGGAAAUUGGGGACCAACUCCAAUGCAACAGGUUAAUCUAAUGCAAUAUGGCUACCAAGGUCAAGGAUUUCAGCCAGUAAAUCAAAACCAUUACCUCAAUCCUGGAUAUAAUGUACCUCCAGGGAAUCAGGGAUUACCUGGGAAUCAGAACACCAAUUAUGGAUAUUACCAUGGUAACCAACUUAACCAAGGCAAUCCAACUGGUAACACAGGCAAUCAGAAUGGUAACCAAGGAAAUCCAAAUGGUAACCAAGGCUAUCAAAUUGGUAAUCAAGGUAAUCAGCAUGGUAACCAAGGUAAUCAGAAUGGUAACCAAGGAAAUCAGAAUGGUAACCAAGCAAAUCAAAAUGGUAACCAAGCAAAUCCGAAUGGUAACCAGGGAAAUCAAAAUGGAUAUCAAACACCAAACAACAAUGCAAAUCGCAAUAGACGACCUGAAAGAGUUGAUGUAUUGCCGAAGACUUUACGAUACGAAGGAACUGAAAACUGGAAUGCAUUCAAACAGAAGUUCAUGCGUUAUGCGCAAGUCAAGAAUUGGACUGCAGAAGAAUCUAAAGACUAUUUAUGCUGGAGUCUAGAAGGAAAAGCGAGCGAAUUUUUCUCAAAUAUUUUACAGAGAGAUGAUGACAUUGAAUUUGAUGAUCUUCUUUAG
This is a messenger RNA of Saccostrea cuccullata (small rock oyster), 984 nucleotides long. RefSeq lists its product as uncharacterized. The record is from RefSeq and is a predicted model, not a curated record. Lineage: Eukaryota; Metazoa; Mollusca; Bivalvia; Ostreida; Ostreidae. The transcript is spliced from 2 exons. Bases 1 to 984 code for a protein of 327 amino acids.